AUGUCGACUCCCUCCGGCUUCCAAAAGCUUAUGACCAAGGCGCGCAACUUCGUGCCAUUUCUUCCCCCAUUGCCCAUCUCACCGCGCUUUGCCAAGGAGCAGGAUGCGUCGCCCCUCUACAGUCAACUCCCUGUAGAGGUUCGUCAAAUGAUCUGGCAGUCUGUCUUUGGCGAGCACCAUGCCGUUCACAUAUAUCUAUCGCGCAACAGAAUCCGCGCCAAAGAAUGCACCCAAGUCGACCUGGAAGACACGUCCACGUGGGGCCCUCACUACCGCGGUGCGUGCUCUCAACCGGGCACCAGGAGCCAAUGUGACCACGUUUCCUUUCUCUUGACGUGCAAGAAGAUUUAUUUUGAAUGGAUAUAUACUCUUUAUCGCGGAACGUUGUUUGACUUUUCGCAAUCGCCACGAAGUCUUCCGCUUUUGUACAACCGCCUGCCGACGACUCAUGUUGCCUGUAUUUCCCACGUCAACCUGACUUGGGACUUAUAUCGGACCUUGUAUCUUGAGUCGAAAAACCCCGGAAAAGAUGAAGUUCUCUGGCUUCGCAUAUGGGAUGCUCUUGCUGCCAUGGAAGGACUUGCUUGGCUAAAGUUUGCUUUGAGGCUCAACCCAGCGGCGCAGGCGUGGGAACACGAAUGGACGGAACGCGAGUCGAUGAUCCUGAGUUCGAUUAAAAAGGUUACGCGUCCCUCGUUCUUCGAAGUCACGCUGCCUUUUCCUGCUGCUGCCUCAACACAGGAAGAAACGCUGCCCUGCACUAUUAUUCGUGGAGCCUACAAAUGGUAG
Molecule: messenger RNA, 789 nt
Organism: Verticillium alfalfae VaMs.102
Lineage: Eukaryota; Fungi; Ascomycota; Sordariomycetes; Glomerellales; Plectosphaerellaceae
Exons: 2
Coding region: 1-789 (262 amino acids)
Source: RefSeq, a predicted model, not a curated record